AUGUCCGGCGCGACCACAACGGGCAUAUUCUCAGGUCUAGCACUCUGGCUUGUUCCUUCCCCAGACUCUGCUUUUACAGCCGCGGUCAAGGAAGAAUCUUCUAAACUUCGAGCGGCAAACCCAAAAACUAGCUCUAAAGAGGUCGGUGUUCAUGCAACCCUCCUAGCUGGCUUAGGAGACAGAGAUAUCAGUGGAGACCGAUUGCGAGAUGUUACACAACAAGCUGUUGAGCAAUGGAGGAAAGAGAGAGAGGUGGAGGAGGGUUUUGGAUUUUGUGUUGGUUUCGAAGACGUGGUGACUAGGGGGAGUUAUUUUCAGUGCAUCUUAAUCGCCCUCCAAAAAGAUCCACAUCUACUCCGCCUGAACCAAAUAGCUCGAGGACUGGUCGAUAAACACUUCCAACCACCACCAAACGCAGCUAAACCAAGCGAAUAUUUCCCACACAUAUCUCUCCUCUACUCAUCAAUCUCUACCCAGGAAGCACAUGAUCAAAUCAACCAGAUGAAGAAGGAAGGCGUCUUCAAAGAUCUAGUCGAAAAAACACUUGGCCAAGAGGAACAAGGAAAGGGGAUAAGCUUCAGAAACUUUGGGGAGGUAGAGUUCGUCGCUGUUGAUGUGUACGAUUGUACUGCAAGACCUGAGGAAUGGGUCAAGUUGCAUAGUAUUCCGCUCUAA
Ustilago hordei is the source of this 675-nucleotide messenger RNA. RefSeq lists its product as uncharacterized. Gene Ontology annotation, biological process: cyclic nucleotide metabolic process. Gene Ontology annotation, molecular function: 2',3'-cyclic-nucleotide 3'-phosphodiesterase activity. The transcript has 2 exons. The record is from RefSeq and is a predicted model, not a curated record. Lineage: Eukaryota; Fungi; Basidiomycota; Ustilaginomycetes; Ustilaginales; Ustilaginaceae. The coding region runs from base 1 to 675 and encodes 224 amino acids.